UAAAGGUCUUGCAAGUUGCACAAUCUGAACGUGUAUUUGAUGAGCUCAGAAAAAUUGCAUAGAACAUUAUUGUGUCUUUGCAGACUUUACAAACUUCAAAAUAUACGGAAAGUUUAACAGCAAAGAAAGCAGAAAAACGUUCUCCCAAAAUGUGCUCGCGACAACAAUACACUAUGAGGUACGCAACUAAUAGUGCCGCUUCUCGCACACGCGCACGUCGGUUGUACAAAAAUACGAAAAGGAUAGCGUGAAGAUCGUUUCUACGUUACCGGCAUUCUUGAAAUUCGUCACCACUUUUUGGCAUCCCCUUAAGAUAAAUAUUUCACUGUUUCACUAGUAUUCCUAGUGACUUCAUGAAAACCCGAUAACGACUCCGGGCAUCGUCACGUCGCGUCCACUCGCUCUUUUUAUUCAGAGACAAAUGAAGUGUCCCUCGCGCGCGCACGCGUGAUAGAACUGACAAGGAAGCAGGCAAACGGCCCUGGUGAAAGACAGUCCGACGACAGUUUGUUAAUAACAUCCUUAGGCAACGAGAUUCGGCAAAAACCAACGUCAAAAUACAACCGGUAUAACCUACACGAGCGUUCGUUUCCUCUCUGAACACGAUGCUACGACGACAACGUGACUCGGCCGGUGUCCUACGAGGACUGUUCAACGUCAAGUCCCGAAACUUACCCGCCGCGGCCGUCUUGCGUGCGGAUGGAAAGACGGUGGUUCGCGAACGAGAAGGACUCCUCGGCUGGCUGAAGGGCAUUUUCAACAGAGCCGCGGACAAGUCGAACGAAGAUAGAGCAAGCCACGAGGUCGCCGCAGCGUUGCAGCAGCGCGAUCACCCAGAAAUAGCGGUUGCCGAGGUGGAUCGCAAAGUCGACGUCGUUAAUCAAAAACUGAACAACUUCGGCGCGGCGGAAUCGACGACGGAGCGGGGGGAUAGGAAGUUCCGUUCCGUCGGGCAGCGCAACGCGGACGAGCGCGGGCGCGCGGUUCAACAGUUGGCGAUUUAUGUCGAGUCGCCGAGUGGCGUCAACUUGAAGGAGAAGCGGAGAAGCAGGCAGGCCCCCGAACGCGGAAGCGACUCGCUCCGCUCCUCUUCGCGGCUCGCACUUCCCGACAAGCUUCAUCGAGCGGAGAGAAUCGGCGCGAUCGAGUUUGCGGCGAGGGACGAUCCCGACGUGGCCGCACAUUAUCGCUGUUACACGGGCCCGAGACACUGUUAUCGCCUGCCACCGCCGCCGCCGCGGACGAGACAGCCGCCUCUUCUUCUGGCCACGUACGGGCCGAAUAGAAACAUCAGCGUGCCGACGCGCGCGAUCGCGGCUUGCGCUGCCAAGCACUCCAAGCCGCCCAUCAGGGAGCCGAACAUGCCCGAAAAGCGCGAGAGGAAGGACGAGAAGAAGCGGGACAAGAAGGAGCCGGUAAUACGUACGGAGCGCGAAUCCAUCGAUAGUAGCGAGAGCCGAGCGGCGAUGGUAGCGGAAGAUAACCCGACCGGCGACCCCGACGCGCCGUUUCGUUACGAGUGGGGCGUGAAACUCGCUGAGGAAGAACCGGCCGAAGCGAGCGAUAACGAUAACUUGGCCGAAAAGGGCCGGCGAUACGUCACGAAGCGGCUUUGGGGAGUGAACCUGACGCACCCGGAUGUCGAAGGUGCCGCGCCGCCGACGUCCGACAGUCCCGGGAGUGGCGCGCAUCGAAACGCCUCCCGGGACUUCGAGAGCGAGGAUACCGCGGCGGAGGCUGGGAAGACGAAAGUUCCACCGAACAGGGCUACGGCGAACGAGCAGGUCGAGUCGAGCUGGAGAGCUAAGGACGAGAAGUCCCUCCCGACUUGGACCGACUCGUCUUCGGCGAGCGGGGAUUCCGUCACGUCGCAGCGGGAUACGAGCGAAGUGAGUUUACCGAGUUCGCAAGCGCUCAGGAAGAUCAUGAGAGCGGUGCCGGGUGUGUCAAGGGAGGCGGUCGUGCUCGAUGACGACUACAACGCGCCGCAGGAAGCGGCCCGGGACGCCGAGAUCUCCGCUUGGCGGAGUCUCGCGUCGAAAUCGAAGCCGGCCAUGCUCGCCAUCUUGUCGGCCACGCGGCCAGAGCAGCUGGAGAGGGUGUCCAUUCGCCCGGAGGCGCCGCAGCCGAAAUUGGACGUGCGAAUGGUGAGGUCUGUCGAGGACAUCACGGAGGGCAAUAAGGACGAGCAGUCUGCCGGAUUCAAGCUGAGCUCCAUGGGCCUCAGGCGCGUCGGACUCAUGGAGACGCCGAGUCUGGACGAUUUCUCGCCCAGCAAGAAACUGCACACAAGCGCGCAGAUUCAUCGCGACAUCGCCCGACGAGGCAUCGGAUCGCUUCCAGCAGACCCUGCUCCUGCCAGCGAAAAUACGCAAAGAAAGGACUCGAAUUCCGAGGGUUCCGCGGAAGAGAAAGUGAGCGACGUAUCGAAUUGGCAGGAUAGACAACAGACCGACUCGGGAAGCCUCAACGAGGAGAGGUCGAGCAGUCCCGAUCCGAGUGACUUGUUAGGAAGCACCGAGCAGAUUCUUUCAUCCGCGAAAGUUCAAACGAGUGGCGAUCAGAAGCAACUGGACGUUGAGGCCGAAAUCAGCGAGAUCACGAACACUAUCGCGGACGAGGAGACAGAGAUUUCCACGAGGCAAUCCCAGAAUGCCGAUCGCGAAAGUGCUGAUCGCAUGGUGACUUCUACGACGGAGGAAUCUCGCGCCGAGGACAAGAGCACUGGCAGCGAAAUUGAAAGUCAUGAAUAUUCUCACUCAAACUACAAUUGCAGGGACUCCUACGACGUGGACCAGCACGCCGACAGCGAGCCGACGAAAUCGCACGAGGUUGGAUCGGCCGGAGAGGCCGCGGAAUCUAUCUUCGCAAGCGCUAAAAAUACCGUUCUCGAUUCCAACGCAGAAGAUGCGAAUGACGACGACUUCGGCGAACAGUACGUCACCGACGGCGAUUACGCGCGGAUACCCGGCGAUCCCUAUCCGUACAGUAAGGAGAACCUGGCCAAAUGGAGGAUGCCGGCGUCCAGGAGUCUGUUCUACGCGCCGAUCAAGCGACAAACCGUCCUCUCCGGACUUGCCUGCGAUCGGUCAAGCCCGCGGAACGCUAACGACAUGUAUGCCAACGCCGCCGGGCAAUCGUACGGUUCUCACGCCGUUGGAACGGUAAUGGAGACUUCAGGAAGCGGCGACGGCGCGAUGGGCGCAAAAAACGUGGGACUCGCGAGCGGAUUCCGCGAUUCCUCGCGCGACCAGCGGGUGGUGGCGCCUGAUUGCGACGCCGUGGACGGGCUGCGAGGAUGGACGGAGGCUUUCUCGAGGCUCGACAACGCCGCCGCGACCGCGAGCGGGAAAACGAACGAGGCGGAGCGAGGCGACAACGCGUCGUUGCGCGCGUAUCAUCAGUAGAGGCUACGCUGCGAAUUCGCGACGUAACUUCCGAUUUCGACACAAGAAGCCUGGCAAGUAGCUACGAAAUUUACAAGUGGGUCCGACUGUGACUCAAAAUUGCGGAAAUGGUCUUACAUUGACGAAGAGCACGAGACGUGAUGAGAAACGUGCGAUUUUUUCGCUGUUUUGUACAUUUUACGAUAAUUCCCGUUUUGCAAUAAAUCAUUAUCAACAAUUGCAUCUAAUGUGAACUAACUGGCGUUUCCAUUUUCAU
This is a messenger RNA of Odontomachus brunneus, 3663 nucleotides long. RefSeq lists its product as uncharacterized. The record is from RefSeq and is a predicted model, not a curated record. The transcript is spliced from 4 exons. Bases 606 to 3407 code for a protein of 933 amino acids. NCBI's taxonomy places the organism in Eukaryota, Metazoa, Arthropoda, Insecta, Hymenoptera, Formicidae.